AUGGCGGAAGAUCUGGUUCUGGAUACUGCAAUCAGAGACUGGGUGCUGAUCCCUCUCUCUGUGGUUAUGGUUCUCAUUGGCGUGCUCCGUUAUUUUGUCUCUAUGCUUAUGCGCUCUACCCAAACUCCUGAUGCCAAAAUUGUUAAAGAAGGGCAAGUGAUUCUCAGAGCUCGGAAUUUACGUACUGGAGCAAAUUUUGUUCCUUCAAAGGCUUUUCGUGCCCGCAAAAUUUAUUUUUGCAACGAGGAAAAUGGUCUGUUGUUUGUUCCAAAGGGUCAAGUCCAGAAUCCGCAAGCACAGAUGUUCUCUGAUCCAAACAUGGCCAUGGAUAUGAUGAAGAAAAACCUUUCAAUGAUCAUUCCUCAGACUCUUACUUUUGCUUGGGUGAACUUUUUCUUUUCUGGAUUUGUAGCUGCCAAGAUACCGUUUCCACUGACACAGAGGUUUAGGUCGAUGUUACAGAAUGGAAUAGACCUUAGCACAGUUGAUGUUAGCUAUGUCAGCAGUCGCUCUUGGUACUUCCUCAAUCUGUUUGGAUUAAGAGGACUGUUUAGUCUAAUCUUGGGUGAAGAAAAUGCUGUAGAUGAUACACAGCGUAUGAUGCAAAUGGGUGGAUUUGGAUUUGAUCCUUCAAAGCCAUACCACAAGGUAGAAAUGAUCAUUCAUUUCAACGAGGUGCUGUGAUGUAAAUGAUUUUUCACCAAGGUUGACAGUCAGGUGAAAUUGGACACUUAAAGAAAUAGAAGCAAAAUGUAGGCACACUCUACUAAGUGUAUUUGGAAAAACUUAUUUGAGCUUAUGAAAAUGACUCAACUUUCUUAUAUUAGACUCUAAGCUUAUUUUCAUAAGCAUCAAAAAUCAAAUUUAUGGAUAAGCUCUUAUGUAAUAAGAACAUACUAAACUAUAAGUAUCUUGGUUAAAUUGUUUACUUAAACACAUCCUUAGUUAAUCAUUUGGGGAAUAUAUAUACAAAGUGGGGGUUGGGGAACACUUUGCCUUGGCUUUGCAGUAUAGUCAUUAAUUUUGAAUGGUGAAAAUGGGAAAAUACAGUAAUUUGAGAUAGAGGAAUAUCUCAUAUGUUCAAACGUGGAGUAGGUAAAGGCAUGACUGACUAAAAUGAAUCUUAGUCU
Molecule: messenger RNA, 1130 nt
Organism: Cajanus cajan (pigeon pea)
Lineage: Eukaryota; Viridiplantae; Streptophyta; Magnoliopsida; Fabales; Fabaceae
Source: RefSeq, a predicted model, not a curated record